UUCUUUGUUGAGUAUGUGACCAAUGUCAAACCGUACGCACGACAGAGUACUUGGCGAUGUUAACCUCAUAAUACUUGUAAGAUGCUUCUAACGUGAGAAUACUAAUUUUAAGGAAUAGCAGCUUAUCGCUUCAAUAUACAGCGAGUGAAGUGAAGGUGGAAACAUGUCUUACUUAACGAGAAAAGAGAUCGACGAGAUGAAGCCGCAGAUCGAAAAAGCGGUUCAUAAAUUCCUCGGCUUCAGUGAACCAGCGAUUGUCACUACCGCUGUGAACUGCAUCACUUCUGGCUACGACAAGCGUAAAACGGCAGAUAAAUUAUCAGCUUUAUUAGAAGACAAGAAAGCUUCGAAGUUGACGGAAAAGAUAUUUACGAUAUACGAUGACACCAAGGCAUCGCAAAAGAAUAAGAAACGGUCUCAUCCUGAAGAUAAAGACAAGGACAAAGAUGCCAAGAAAUCGAGAUUCAAAGACGACGAGACGAAAAAUGAAAAAUCCAUAGAGACUCAACUUUCUGCAGACAAGAUAAGGCAAAUGAUGGCUAACGCGCAGAGGGAAAUAGAGGAGAGGAAAAGAGCUUUGAAAGCGAUAAAGCAGGAAGACGCUUCUGCGAAGCCCUUGUUUAAAGGACGCGAUGCUCUGCCAACGGUAGGAAGCAUGUAUAAUCAGGGCCUAUUGAGUAAAACCGACUCGGACAAGGCGCGGAAAAUAGCUGCGUUACAGGCACAGAUCAGAAAUAAGUUGAAUUCGGGACUACUCGGUAAUGUUAAUGUACCGGAUAAGCCAACUCCCUUGAUCCUGGACGAAUCUGGCAGAACGGUAGACAUAACGGGCAAAGAGGUGCAACUUACUCAAGUGGUACCUACGUUGAAGGCUAAUAUACGUGCCAAGAAACGAGAGGAAUUUAAGGCACAGCUGCAAGAAUCAAAAGGCCCGGAAGAGAUACAAGAUACUCAUUUCUUUGACAACCGAAUAGGCGUGAAGCCGGCGAUGCGCGGUAAACGCGCGUUAAAGUUUCACGAGCCGGGGAAAUUUCAGCAAUUGGCAGAGAGAAUGCGCAUGAAAACGCAAUUGGAGAAAUUGCAAAAUGAAAUUAGUCAAAUUGCUAGGAAAACCGGUAUCAGUUCGGCAACCAAAUUAGCUCUUAUCGCACCUAAAACUGAAGCCCUUAGUGAAGAUGUGCCUAAUGUAGAGUGGUGGGAUUCUGUUAUAUCAACUGGCGGAUAUCCUAACGAAUGUGAAUUGACGACAAUCAAAAGUUUGACUAUCACAAAUUUAGUGGAGCAUCCAACACAAAUGCGGCCUCCAACGGAACCUUUGAAACCAAUAUACAUGCCUGUAUUUCUUACAAAGAAGGAACGUAAGAAAUUAAGGAGACAAAAUAGACGGGAGACUUGGAAGGAAGAGCAAGAAAAAAUUCGAUUAGGUCUAGAACCGCCACCCGAGCCAAAGUUGCGGAUCUCGAAUCUCAUGCGAGUUUUAGGGACUGAAGCUGUACAAGAUCCUACUAAAAUUGAAGCUCACGUCCGACAACAAAUGGCCAAGAGGUUGAAAGCUCACGAGGAUGCGAAUGCAGCACGGAGGCUCACCGCUGACCAACGUCGCGAGAAAAAGGCGAGGAAGCUUAAAGAAGACACUACUCUUGGCGUAAAUGUCGCUGUUUAUAGAAUACGUGAUCUUGUUAAUAAUGCUUCGAAGAAAUUUAAAGUGGAGACUAACGCGAAACAGCUUUAUCUAACUGGCUGCGUAAUGCUGUUCCGGGACUGUAAUGUUGUCGUAGUGGAAGGUGGAGUAAAACAACAAGCCAAGUACAAACGACUGAUGAUGCACCGCAUUAAGUGGGAAGAAGACAUAGUGAAAGAUAACGACGGGAAUGACCUGCCGAACAGAUGUGUACUUGUUUGGGAAGGGACGAGCAAGCAGCGGCAUUUCGGGGAAAUUAAAUUUAAAGUGUGCCCGAUUGAAAAGAUGGCCCGCGAGCAUUUCAAGAAACAUCAGGUGGAACAUUAUUGGGACUUGGCCUACAGUGGCGCGGUUCUCGAUAAUACAGAUGAAGUACGCUCCUAAGAUACAAUCUUGUAAAUUGACUAAACACACAAUUAUAGCUUAAUGCAACAAAUAAAAGUAACUUCUGUACAACUUAAUAAGAUUAUUGACAUGAGAAAAAGCUGUAACCAUAAGAGUGGACGUAAAUAAAAGUGAUCAUUGUUUCUCAAAAUCUCUUUGCUCGCAGUAACGAUCCUACAGCGAGAUUUUAAUAUUGUAUAACUGUAGUGUCUUAUUCUCAAAUUAUAUUAUUUCAACAUUUUU
Molecule: messenger RNA, 2308 nt
Organism: Vollenhovia emeryi
Lineage: Eukaryota; Metazoa; Arthropoda; Insecta; Hymenoptera; Formicidae
Gene: Prp3
Product: U4/U6 small nuclear ribonucleoprotein Prp3
Exons: 5
Coding region: 164-2065 (633 amino acids)
Biological process (GO): mRNA splicing, via spliceosome
Cellular component (GO): U4/U6 x U5 tri-snRNP complex
Source: RefSeq, a predicted model, not a curated record